AUGGCGCAAGGAGCCAGCUUGGAUCUGUUUGGUGGUGGCCGCGGCGGCAGCAGUAGAGACUGCUGCUGCUGCUCCUCCGGAUCCUUUGGCUGCUGCCCCAAGGUGCACCGGCUGCUACCACAUCCCCGAAGGCUGAGAAGGGAAAGGAGCACUGGAGGGGGUGGGGGCAGAGAAGGAGGAGAAAGGGACGAGGAAGGGAGUAAUUUGCAAACUCUUGUGCACAAGUUGGAUUUCAACAAACAGGUCCAAAAGGGAGUACAGAAGGGGGCUGGGGCAAGUAGUCCGGGGAAAUACUGCCUUCCCGUCCCCCACCCCCACCCCUUCCACAUCCCCCUAACCCUCCGGGUGCCUGGAUGUCCGGCCGUGUGUAUCUCCAGUACAGUCUCCAACCGUACGAGGUCCUUAACAAGCCCGCCAGAUGUGGCCGGCGUUGUGGCCAAAUGUAGGGAACGGGUUGUCUUCUGGGACUAUGCUGCCUCCAACGUUCGCCUCUCUCUGAGCUCCGUGGACUGUGUGUGCGGUUGGGCUACCAGUCUCGGACGAAAAUCCCUCCACCACUCCUCCUUCCACUCCACACUAUCCACUAGAGGGCGUACUGGAGUCUCUGUAAAAAGAGUUCUUGCUUGGGCAGCCCCUGAAGCCGGGAUUGCUCAGAAAAGAAAUCCUCCAAACUUGGAGAUGGAGAGACCUAGGGGUUAUUUGGCAGGCAGUUCAGGCCUUGUGACCAAAGCUGAAAGAAAGCUCAGUUUUGAAUAUAUCUGGGGAAUGAAAGGAAAGUCUGAAGGUGCAGAGAUUAGUAUUGUAAAGGAACCUAGCAAGGCAGGGGAAUUAACCCCAGGGGCCAAGAGGAGGCAGUAUCGCCAGCACCGAUGGUGGCGGCUUUUUACCAGGAAACACGGUGGCAGUGUUGAUGGUGGCUGUAAUAUUCUUGCAGAGUCGUCCCGUGUCACCUCCCCACCCUGCUGUCUGUGUCCAGAGGGGGUACAUAGGUUUCAGUGGAUCAGAAACUUGGUUCCAGAGUUUGGUGUUUCUAGCUCUCACGUUAAAGUGUUAUCUUCUCCAGCAGAAUUUUUUGAGCUCAUGAAGGGGCAGAUAAAGACAGCCAGGAGGCGAGUAGUGAUGGCCUCUCUGUACCUUGGGACAGGCCCUUUGGAGCAGGAACUGGUGGAUUGCAUAGAAAGUAGUCUAGAAAGGUCACUCCAAGCAAAUUUUUCUUCAGACCUCAAAGUUUCCAUUCUCUUAGAUUUUACUCGGGGAUCAAGAGGUAGAAAGAACUCCCGCACAAUGCUGCUCCCAUUACUACAGAGGUUUCCUGAGCAAGUUCGGGUCUCCCUCUUCCACACUCCAAACCUUCGUGGGCUACUCCGCCUCCUUAUUCCUGAACGCUUCAAUGAGACCAUUGGUCUUCAGCACAUCAAAGUUUAUCUUUUUGACAACAAUGUGAUCUUGAGUGGGGCAAACCUGAGUGACUCCUAUUUCACCAACCGCCAGGAUCGCUAUGUGUUUCUGCAGGACUGCCCAGAGAUUGCUGACUUCUUCACAGAGCUUGUGAAUGCAGUAGGAGAUGUGUCCCUACAGCUUCAGAGUGAUGACACCGUACAGAUGGUGGAAGGGAUGGUACAUCCUUACAAAGGAGACCAGACCGCAUAUUGUGAGGCAGCCAACAAGAGGGUCAUGGAUGUAAUCAAUUCAGCUCUGACCCGGCAACAGCUACUCCAUGCCCAGACCUUCCAUGGUGACUCUCUUUUGACCCAAGAAGAUGCAGCAGCAGCUGGUGACCGGAGGCCAGCUCCUGAUACCUGGAUUUAUCCACUGAUCCAAAUGAAGCCUUUUAAGAUUCAAAUUGAUGAGAUUGUUACAGAGACACUGCUGACAGAGGCAGAGAGGGGUGCUAAAAUCUACCUUACUACUGGUUAUUUUAACCUGACCCAGGCCUACAUGGACCUGGUCUUGGGCACUCGGGCUGAGUAUCAUAUUCUGUUGGCUUCACCUGAAGUGAAUGGCUUCUUUGGGGCCAAGGGGGUGGCAGGUGCUAUCCCUGCUGCCUACGUCCAUAUAGAAAGACAGUUCUACAGUGAGGUCUGUAGCCUGGGGCAACAGGAGCGGGUACAGCUACAGGAAUACUGGCGGAGUGGUUGGACCUUUCAUGCUAAAGGCCUGUGGCUGUACCUGGCAGGGAGCAGUCUGCCUUGUCUCACGUUGAUUGGCUCUCCUAAUUUUGGAUACAGGUCAGUUCAUCGGGACCUGGAGGCUCAGAUUGCAAUUGUGACAGAGAACCGAGCUCUGCAGCAGCAACUCCAUCAGGAACAGGAGCAGCUUUACCGAAUGUCAGGUUUGGUGUCCUCAGCCACCUUUGAGCAGCCAAGUCGGUAUGUCAAGCUGUGGGUAAAGAUGGUGACUCCACUGAUUAAGAACUUCUUCUAAUGACAGAACCUUGUGACCAGUUGUUAGGUUAAAGGUCCAGACAUAAGUGGGGCCACGGAUGCGAGUUUUGUAGACAGGACAUUCAUAUACGUUUUUGGUU
Molecule: messenger RNA, 2524 nt
Organism: Gracilinanus agilis (Agile Gracile Mouse Opossum)
Lineage: Eukaryota; Metazoa; Chordata; Mammalia; Didelphimorphia; Didelphidae
Gene: PGS1
Product: phosphatidylglycerophosphate synthase 1
Exons: 15
Coding region: 1-2424 (807 amino acids)
Biological process (GO): cardiolipin biosynthetic process
Cellular component (GO): mitochondrion
Molecular function (GO): CDP-diacylglycerol-glycerol-3-phosphate 3-phosphatidyltransferase activity
Source: RefSeq, a predicted model, not a curated record